AUGGCCAUCGCCCUCCUUGCCCAUGCCUCAGGGCCGGCCCUGGCUUCUACUUUGGGCUGGCGUGGGGGAAGGGAUUGGGUGUGUGCCCCGGCCGUGGUCGCCCCCAGGGUACCGGCCCCUUCCUUGGCCAGAUCAACAGCCGUGGCCUCCACCGCGGCCCCAUCAUCAAUCGUGGCCCCAGCUCCCAGGGUGACGCCUGUGGUGGGGGGUCGCAAGACGCUAGCUCAUAGGACCGUGCCGGCCUCCCCAACAUCUCGACCGUCCACUGCUGCUGCCCUGGGUCGCAAGAGGAGUCGAGAGACGGCGGGUAUCGAGGCCGUGCCGGCCCAGAGUGCCGCGGCCGAAAGGGCGGCCGUGCAGCGGCCGAGGAAGAGGACCCUUUUUACCUCCUCGGAGGGCAGAGGUGAAGAGGAGGCUCCCUUCGCGACUGUGAGUGAGGCCCUCCCCGUGAUCGACGUGGUAAUAGUCGAGGAGGAGGCCACGGUCGAGGUGCCGUCCAUGAUGGAAACAGCUGCUGCCCUCAUGGUGGCCGAGGAAGUGGGAGGGGCAACGGUUGAGGAGGCGGCCGCUGCCGAUGAAGGGGCCGAGGCGCAAGAUGUUGAGAUGGCGCCCGCAGAGGUGCCGUCCGCCGAGGAGGCUGCAGAGGGGGCGACCGAAGAGAUCGCCGAGGAAAUCGCCGAAGAGGCCCCCGAGGGAUCUGCCGAAGAGGCCGCCGAGGGAUCUGCCGAAGAGGCUGCUGACGAGGGCGGCGAGGAGGCCAAUGAAGAGGCCGCCGAGGAAGUAACCGACGAGGCCGCUGAAGAACCUGCUGUGGACGUGCCAAGUGGGCCUUUGACGUCCGCCCCUCGUCGCCCAAGCGGCAUCUCCUUUCGCUCGCCUCCCCAAUCGUCGCCGCCGCUGGCCAUGGUUGCCGCUACCAUGCCGCCUAUGCCGCCGCUCCAGGACUCAACGGUCGUGGCCGAGCCAGUGAUGACUAGAGCCACGGUCGUGAGUGUGCCGAGCCUCCUGCGGACUACUUCGGCGGUGAUGACCGACCUUUCGCUCCCCGAAGCCACCUCGUCUGAUGAUCUCGAGGAGCUAUACGCCAGCCUCCAUGAGGAAGGGGGAAGCUCGGCCUCGGCUCCUUUGGACGAGGAUUCCAAGACCGUCAUCGAACAGCUCCGGGAGUUCCUUCUCCUUGACGUUCGGCCGAGGGGAUGGCCGAGGGGAGCUCGCUCGAACAGGAUCUGGAGGUGA
Messenger RNA from Prunus avium (sweet cherry), 1236 nucleotides. The record is from RefSeq and is a predicted model, not a curated record. Lineage: Eukaryota; Viridiplantae; Streptophyta; Magnoliopsida; Rosales; Rosaceae.